AUGGCAGAAGAUCUUGUUGUUGGGAUCGACGUUAGAUUGACCGGUACCGGUGUCGCGUACAGACGUAAAGGUUAUGCUAAAGUGACUGCCCUGGGAUGGGGCAUCGAUGAGAGGGAUCCAAAGACACCCACGCGACUCUAUUACAAUGCCCACCAUCAGCUGCCGAAGCUCGUUGGAUGGGGGAUGGAGGUCCCCGACGACUCUACCGAGCAUCUUAAACUAAAAGAAGGGUUUAAACUCGACCUUGGAGCAGUUGAUGCUGACCAGGUUGAAGUGAAAAGGAUGUACAGAGACUUCCUUACCUGUUUGUUUCGCGAACUGAGCACACAGCGAUUUACGCCUGCUUUGCUGGGAGGCAAACAGUUCGAAGAGACCAGGGUUUUAUUCCUUUUUAGUGUGCCUGCCCUAUGGGACCCGGCUGUUGUCCAUGAUUUUACGCAGCUCAUUCGUGAAUCUGGCUUCGAAAAAGAGGGCCUUCGCAGCGUCAGUGUCACCAUGACAGAGCCGCAAGCGGUCGCUGCAUAUGAGAUUUGCGUACCAAAUUCGGAUUACAAACUCAAGGUUAGUGAGCUAAAGCCUUGA
Molecule: messenger RNA, 582 nt
Organism: Fusarium musae
Lineage: Eukaryota; Fungi; Ascomycota; Sordariomycetes; Hypocreales; Nectriaceae
Exons: 2
Coding region: 1-582 (193 amino acids)
Source: RefSeq, a predicted model, not a curated record